Messenger RNA from Akanthomyces muscarius, 1575 nucleotides. RefSeq lists its product as uncharacterized. Bases 1 to 1575 code for a protein of 524 amino acids. The record is from RefSeq and is a predicted model, not a curated record. The transcript has a single exon. Lineage: Eukaryota; Fungi; Ascomycota; Sordariomycetes; Hypocreales; Cordycipitaceae.
AUGAAGCGCCCGUCGGUAUCGUCGCGAGACUCUAGCUCAUCCGACGCGUCAAAUGGCGACGAUGCAGCUAGUAUGCACCUCGCUGCUUUGCGCGGCCAAGAGCUGUCAGACGCAGCCUUGCUGCGGUCAAAGCAGGGCCGCCAAGCCGUCAUCCACGGCAUCCGUCACCACCUCUCCUUCGCACAGCUGCCCGCCGUCGUUGCCCUCUGUCAGCAACCUGAAUACACAGCCUUGGCGCGCGCACGCCAUGCGCGCCUCAUCAUGAGCAACAUUGUGCCUGAAAUGGGCGACGACGCCGUCCUGCCAUACUGCAUCUGGCACCCCGAGACCGCCACAGAGGAGACGUACCGCAAUGUCGCGAAGAUGUACCCGCAUCUCAAAUAUAGUGUGGCGAGGGCUUGCGCCGUGGCUGGCUACACCAAGCUGUAUCGGGAGCUUGACGUGCUUCCCGAGGUGGCGGUCGCCGAGGAGGCGCAGGCAUCGGAGCGAGGCGGCGAGAUUUUCAAGCUCAUAAUGGCGCAGCCCGUGCGGUACGCCGUCAUGAAUGACUAUGAGAAUAAGAUUCAGCAGACGCCCCGGCCUGGUGCCUUUCUAAACGGUGACACGGCGGUGGCCUCUGUCCUCCGCCUUCGGUCCGAAGACCCCGGCAGUGUGCUCGACGCCUGGCCGUCGUACUGGGACAUUGAGGAGGAUGGAUACAUUGGUGAGGAAGACGUCGGACACUUGGGCGAAGAAUACUUUGGUACUGUGACGGCGUGUGAGAUUGAGCUACUUGAAAAGCCCCUACCAGCUGAUCUGCCCACUGUGAACAAAGACGUGCUGAUCCUCAUGGCUGCCUACGAGGGACACAUGGAUCGCUAUGCGCGCCUGGCGCGACCAGAUUUUAUCCGUGGCGAAGCGGCCUGUAUUGCACGGGGCAUCUAUCACAACACUUGCUUUGCGAAAUGGUGGGGGACUCGAAAUCUGUUUCCGGCGGCGGUCAACGCCCGACGCACCAUGGUCAACGACCUGUCUUAUCUGACGCCCGGCAUUGCCGAAGAGGAUCUGCCGUACCUUAUCUGGCAUCCUCUCCGUCCACACUUUAAUACCCUCUUUGAGAUUGUGCGGCGCGAGCCGAGAAUGUGGGUGACUGUUGCCCACGCCUGCAUCGCAUGCAACUACACGCGGCUCUUUGACCUGCUUCUCCCACGCAUCACGCCGACCCGCGAGCUCCUGUGGGAGGCGGAGCAGGCGUAUAACCCGCACUUCAAGGAGCUGCUCGCGCCGCUCAAGGAGCAGGGCAAGCUUGUGGGCGGCCGUGGCGAGGCCGCGUCGGAGGAGGACAAGGAGCCGACCGAGUCGCUCGUGAGCGGCCGGCUGUUGCUGGACAGUCUGUGGGAGAAAUACCAUCCCAAGCUGUGGGCUGGGCUCCGGGCCAAUGCGGCGUCGCUGGAGCUGUAUCUGAUGGUGCCGGAGAAGAUUCGUCAAGAGGCGGCCGCGUCCGAGGUGGGCAACUAUGCGCUCUACCAGUUUGAUGAUGGCAUUGACCGGGAGUGGGAUGAGAGCAUAUUUGAGAAGCUUACUGUCAAGGACUAG